Uranotaenia lowii is the source of this 880-nucleotide messenger RNA. It is a transcript of the gene Saysd1, whose product is annotated as SAYSvFN domain-containing protein 1. The transcript is spliced from 2 exons. NCBI's taxonomy places the organism in Eukaryota, Metazoa, Arthropoda, Insecta, Diptera, Culicidae. The record is from RefSeq and is a predicted model, not a curated record. Bases 129 to 710 code for a protein of 193 amino acids.
CACAGAAUACUCAAACAAAUUUCGCAUUCGUGGAUUGCUGUCGAUCGGUGGUUCGAUGUCGUUCGAUUCUUAUUUGGGAUUUCACGGAAUUCGGUUCUUAAUAAUUAACCCACUGUAGUUAACCGUUUAUGGAAGCCAAACUCAACAGCUACCGGAGCCAGAAACGUCGCCAGGCCGUACUGAACCAGUUCCGGGAGCGGCUGUACAAUAUGGUUUCUUUCCAGCAAGUCCGUCGGGAGGAUGAAAAGGCGACCCACGUCAUCGUUGAGGCAGAUAUUGAUACCACGGCUGUAAGGCCUGAAAAAAUAGCUCCGGUCCACACCACACACAAGAGCAACAAAGAUCCUGGAGAAAAGGUGCGCAAGAGUUCCACCACUGAAUCGAUUGUCAGCACCGGGUCAGGCGACUCCUUCGAGCAACCACCCGAUGGCGAAGAGGUCCCGAAACCGCCGCGAUCCUAUCUGACCUAUGUAACGUACUUUGUUUACUUCCUCUUCUGGGCCACGCUGUACGCAAUCGCCAUCGAGCUACGGUUCGGAGUGGUUUUCUUGAUGCUGUCGGCACUGGUCGGCAUCUACUUCAACACCCGGACCGAACCGAAACCGCCUGGAGAGGUCAGUGCGUACAGUGUGUUCAACGCCAACUGUGAAUCUAUCGACGGAACCCUAAAGGCGGAACAAUUCGAGCGGGAAAUCGGAAUUCGGCACUGAUGCUUGAGGAGGGAAUUCCGAAGGAGAUUCAACUGGUGCUGAUAAACGAAGUAAGUUGUUUGUACUCUACAUAUUACUAAAAUUUACAGCGUUUCUGCAAGAUUUUGUUGUGUGUUUUUGAAACUAUAUCGAUGAAAAGAUAGAGAAGGUUAUAUUUAUUACUUAAAAUA